This is a messenger RNA of Amphibalanus amphitrite, 2797 nucleotides long. RefSeq names its product Bardet-Biedl syndrome 5 protein homolog. Lineage: Eukaryota; Metazoa; Arthropoda; Thecostraca; Balanomorpha; Balanidae. The coding region runs from base 272 to 1297 and encodes 341 amino acids. Gene Ontology annotation, cellular component: BBSome; ciliary basal body. The record is from RefSeq and is a predicted model, not a curated record. The transcript has 8 exons. Gene Ontology annotation, biological process: cilium assembly; intracellular transport. Gene Ontology annotation, molecular function: phosphatidylinositol-3-phosphate binding.
UAAUUUAUUCAAACAAAAUUAAAUCUUAAAACAAUUAAACACCAUUUUUCUUUUAAACCUCAUCCCUUACCUACCUGACCAGGUAAGAAUACCAAUCCAUUUAUGGAAUGGCCAGUUGAUUGACGCCCAGAAUGUGCAGAAAAGCCAUUUUCCCAUCUCCAUUUUCGAGUGAAUUCGCCAAAUUUAAUCAAAUCGAGUUAAUUCAUAGUGGAAACUGGAGGCCUUUUCUCUCCGAUAAGAAGACGUGAUACCGCAAGCCUGAGUUGCGGCCAUGUCACUGCUGUGGGAGGACCGGGAGGUCAGGUUUGACAUCGCCCCAGCCCAGAUGAAGAUGAGGCCUGGCGAGCAGCUCAUAGACACCCUGGAUUCGGUAGAGGACACCAAAGGUAACAGUGGAGAUAGAGGCCGGAUGCUUGUGACGAACCUCCGUGUCAUUUGGCACUCCCAUGCCAUGCCGCGUGUCAGCCUCUCUGUUGGCUACAACUGCGUGCUCAACAUCACAGUCAAACAGGUCAACUCCAAGCUGCGCGGUCUGACCGAAGCCCUCUACAUCCUGACCAAGGCGGGCAACACCCGCUUCGAGUUCAUCUUCACCAACCUCACUCCGGGCAGCCAGCGUCUCUUCACGUCUGUGAAUGGUGUGCACAAGGCCUACGCCAGCUCCAGGCUCUACCGCGAGCUGAAGCUGCGCGGUGCCGUGGUGUCCAACAAGCAGCUGCGCCUGCUGCCCCAGGAGGAGAUCGUGAGCCGGGUGAACGGGGUGUGGAACCUCUCCUCCGACCAGGGCAACCUGGGCACCUUCAUCAUCACCAAUGUGCGGCUCGUCUGGUUCGCCAAUAUGAACGAACAGUUCAACAUGUCUCUGCCAUACCUCCAAAUGGACUCUGUGCGCACUCGUGACUCCAAGUUCGGGCCGGCACUGGUGGUUGAGUCGACAGAGGCCAGCGGUGGCUAUGUGCUCGGAUUCCGUAUCGACCCCAAGGAGAAACUCACGGAGGUCUACAAGGAACUCUACUCGCUGUUUCAGGUGUUUAGCGAGACGCCCAUAUUCGGUGUCCAGUACUCCCGGGACGCGACCGACACACAACUGACUGCCGAGGAACUCAGUUCGGACCUGGACAACAUAGCCGAGAUUGACGAUGUGGACCCGCCAGCCGAUACGUUCGCGUCCUAUUUCGCCGAUGGAGAUCACGCCCAGGACCGGGAGCCCGUCUACUGCCCCGAGCUUGGGCUGGCCGUGGAGAGACUCAAGGACGGCUUCACGCUGCAGAGCCUGUGGGAGGUGGUGCCGCAGUAGACGCCGAACGUGCCGGAGAAGAGGGUGGCGGAGUUUUUCGAGAUCUCAAGUGAAUGGGCCCAAUCUUACCAAGGUCGUAAAUAGGAUUUGGCAGCACAGCUGGCCGGAGUUCACGGCACUGAUAUCAAAGACAUCCUUUUUGUUGACAUCCAGCUAAUCUUGUCCAAUGAUUUUGUUGGCAUGAAUGAUUUUGAAUGUUGCCUGAACGAAUGAAUAAGUGAAUGGUGGAAUAGUUCUGAAUGUUACCAAAUGCCGUGAAUGCGCAUUCACGGCAUUUGGUAAGAUUGGGCCCAGAACAGGACUUCUCAGCUGAAGUCCCUGUCUAGUCAUGUUACAGCUGAGUUGUCACGUGUAUUCGCGAGCGGUGACCAACGGGAGGUGCCGACCGGUCGGCGGAGGCGGACCCGCCCGAAGGGGAUAGCAGGGCGCGUCCAGGCACACAUGAGUGGGUAGGUGAUUAGAAUCCUUAUUUACCUUAGCCGUAUUUGAUAGAAGAUGCACUACCACUCCAGGUCACCCACGUGCUGCUCUUGGGACAGUUACGAGGCGCGUUUGCUCAGCAAACCCGAGAAUUGAGGGUCUGCGAGGGUAUAAAAGAAGGCUCUAGCCGCUCAGCACGGUCAGUUGAUCUCAGUUGCAGUUAUGAUGUGUAGCCUAACCAAACCAGGUCGGUCCGAACCGAAUCCGUCCAGUGUUGACCGUCCAUGGAAGGUGACGGUGGUUCUAGUCACCAGACUCACUAGUUGUCCGUCCAGUUAGCAGUGAGGGUGGUGUAAUCUCUCCGCCAUACACCAGUCGUGCUCUUGUGUCUUACUUUAUGAGACUCGCCGCCGCACACUCAAUAAAUUGAGCAUCUUCCUCCGCCCUCGUUUCGCACACGUAUGCGACUUUGCUGAAUGCAUUACGCAUUUUAUGCGUAUUUAUAUUUUAUUGUCGCGUAUAGUAUGGUUCUUUCGAUACCCUCACGUGCUCUGUAUCGGCGUGUGUGAGUUGGCGCACAAACGGCGGUGUAUUGUCGAUGGUGCGAAGGGAGUGUUGGUGUUCGUUGUACGGUGUAAUGCACUCUGCGAAGUGCAUGACACUGCACUUUGCACUAGGUGAUACUGUGCACGCGACGUCUAAUUGAUAUUGUGACUUCUGUGUAAUGUUUCUUUAGCUGCUAUUGCAACCCGGGCUUUGGUUUGACUCACUUACCAGUCAGUGCGACUGUAAACAAUUGAUGUUGAUGUACGUUAUCGGCUUUACUGUUUCGUGUGAUAAUUUCAGACUCUGACCACUUCGUGUAAUCGCUAUUGCAUCGUUUGCUUUGCACGUACUUACGUUCACAAUUUGAGGCUGGGGGGCUAGUCAAGUGGUCAGUUUGGACGCUCUCAGGGUGGUGUCAAGAGGAAAGUAUCUGGUAUAUGUUGCAUUAAUUUUUAAUUCAAGUGUUUUAAUUUAUUUGUUGGUCUCAAAGCACCUGCCACCAAGUAUAAGGUCCAAUAAAGACAAGACAAGUGU